UCUCUGUAUCUCAGAAACAGCGGAAAUUUUGAACUGAAACGAUCGUACUUUGUAACAGUGUAAUACUGGUGGCGUGGACACAUAUUUUGAUAAUAACUUCACAAACGAACGGAAUAUUUUCCAUAUAAAUUUAAACACGCGGAAGAAGGGACGAAUCGCACACGUUUGUUUUGUUUUACGAAAGGAAAAGUAAAUAAAUAAUAAAAAAAGGAUUUAUAUAAUUCGUAAGAUAAAAACAGCAACAAACGUUGCCUCUUUUUGAACAUAAUCAUUCAUUUUAUUCGGCUGAAAUAAGUUUUCGAUUUCGUUACGCCAUAAACUAUAACUGACGGUUUAAUUUGCAUUUUCGAAGAGUUUUUUUAUUUCUAUAAGACGGUGGAAGAAACAUAAACAAAAGAAAAAUGUGCAGUAUGUUGAACAUCUUGAUUGCGUGUUUGUGUUGCCUUCUUGUUGCUAUGGUACAGGCUGCUCCGGUAGUGAAGGAUAAUUUUGAUGACAUCAAAGCCGCCCUCAAGGCUCAAUUGAAGGACCAGGAACAAGCCUUAGAAUCACUCGCAGGUGUCCAGAAUACAGGUUCUAAUGGUAUUGAAUAUUCAAAGGCAAAAUCCUUCUCGUAUUCGAACGUUAAUGGUGCUGAAAGUAAACAUGAACAGGCAGAAGAGAAAGUUUCAGAACCUGAAACAAACAAACUUUUAUCAGACAUCAAGGAAGAACUUAACUCCGAUCGACCUUCACCGGAUGUUAAACCUCUGACGUCAUUUAAAGCCUCGGUUGACGUUCCCUCGGAGGGUAUUCAUAAAGAGAUCACAAAUAACGGUGACGAUCAACAAGAUAUAGAUGAUAGUGCUAAAGAUCAACUUGUUCCUGAAGAGGGACUCAACAAAAUUAAAGAGACUAUUGAAUUCACACCACGAGUUGUUGCAGAAUAUCUGUUUAAAACAGGAGAGUCCCAGGAAUUCCAAAGUCUUCUAAAUGAACUUGUGGUUUCAUCUGAGAUUACGUCAGAAGAAGCCGAACAAUACGAGAAAGCUGUCAUGGACGAACUAUACAAGCUUGAACAAGCCCAAAACAACAACCAAAUGGAAGAAUUAUAUGAGCAAGGUCUUGCCGGCGCUGCCAGACCAUCUUUCCCAAUGUACGGUAACUUACAGGGACCAAUGGAUGUUUACCCAUUAUACGGAUAUGGUCAGAACCAAGGGGGUAAAAUACAACAGCCGGACAAUAUGGAUGACUAUCUUAAUUACAUGCUGAACAAACCCGUGACACUUGAUGAUAUGAUUAACAGCGUAAUAGAUACGUGGCUUACAAACGCUAUUGUUAACGGCGAUCCGGAAGCAGAAGAAAUUCUGAGCAAUAUUGUCGAUUAUGUAUCACGUGAUAACGAUCCAAAUGACGAAGAACAAGUAAAAUCAAUUUUAGGUGACAUAUUUGCUGAAGCUAUUUUGGAAGACCUUGCACCACGUAUAGAGCCACAAGAAAUACAACUCGGGGAAGACCAAAUGUCCGAAGCUCAGCAAGAUGAUAUGGAGGAAACAAAAGCAGACAUGGCUGACAAAUCAAAUAAUGACGAGACUGAAGAAUUACAUCAGCAAUCAGCAGAGACAGAAGCCGAGGAGAAGCCAAAGGAAACUGCAUCGGAAGCUGGGAUAUCACCAGAGAUGAAGAUGUAAUUGUAUAAAUGUAUGUUUGCUGAUUGUUUGUAUGAUUGACAAUCAUUAUCGCGACAACAAAUUUGCCUUUGUUUAAUUGUUCAUGGACUAAAAGCAUAUAUAAACAAACUAGACUGAAUUUGAAGUUGUCGUAUUAAUAACAUGAACUACACGUAUCUAUAUUUUGUUAUACACAGUGGAAUGAUAUACAUGUAUGUGUGUGAGAGUUACCUGUCUGGAUGGCAGACUGCCUUUCAAGUGAUUUUCUUGUUUAAUGUUACGAACAAUGGGUGCAUGAACGGCCUAAUAUAUUCAUCGUGAAAUAACAUUUCUUUGGCUGCAUAAUGAAAUAACAAUUGUUUGAUUUCAUAAUGAAAUAACAAUAUUUGUGGCAAAGAGUUUGAACCUUUUUCUGAUUCGGGUUGACGUUAUGAAGUCAAAUUGUGACAAGUGUAAAAGACAUUAUUAUUAUAAAAUGAUAUUUUGGAAAUAUUAAUAUUACUGCUGUAUGAAACAGAAAAACAUGUUGCGAGAGAAAUAAUGCUAGAGUCCCCACAACGUGAUUCAACACCAUUUGGAGAAAAGUUUAAUAUAUUGUUUGUAAGGUUUUUAUAUACAUGUAUAUAUAUAUAUAAAUAGAUACAAAAGAAGUAUACUGAAAGAUAAUAACACAUGUUAAUUGUUAAAAAUAUUCUAUUUUUCUCUCAUCGCAAUUACGAAACAUUAUUAUCAAAACAUCAUGUUAUUUAUAUUAAAAAUGAUAAACUAACUUUUUGAACCCGCAUUUUGUUAUAAAAAGUUUUAAUUCCUCAUCAAUUUUUGACAAAGUACAAUUUUCUGUAUGUAAAGAAUGUGAACUAAUCUGUACAAGCAAAUAUGACAACAGUUUUACAACUCACGAAAUUCUGUUUAUAACAUUUACUUGACAAGAUUCAGCUGACAACGUUUAGCUGACAACGUUCAGCUGACAAAAUUCAGUUUAACAAUGUUUAGUUGACAAAUGACAACUGACAACAUGUGUGUACAUGUAGUGGAGCAGUCUGUGAUAUUUUGUGAUGAAUGACAAAUGAGCCGUGUCACGACAAAACCAACAUAAUGGGUUUGCGACAAGCAUGGAUCCAGACCAGCCUGCGCAUCCGCGCAGUCUGAUCAGGAUCCAUGCUGUUCGCUAUCAGUUUCUCUACUUACUAUAGAGUUUGUAAGCGAACAGCAUGGAUCCUGAUCAGACUGCGCGGAUGCACUAUGUUGGUUUUGUCGUGACACGGCUCAAAUGUAUUAUUUGUGAAAGCUUUCUUCACAUCAGCUUGAUUGUAUGAUGGCUAUUUCUCCCCCCUCUUUAGUAUACAUGUAUCGUUUCAAAUUUUGUUAUCAUGUUUCGUGCUCAAUGCAGCUCGUACUUUCGUACUUUGUGAAUGGUAUAUUUUGUGAAAAUAAAUAUCAUAUUUAUAGAUAUUUGAUAUAAAUAAAAAUACAAUAAAAAACAGCAUGUAAAUAUAAUUACUUGAUCACUUAUUUAAUGCCUGUACCUGUGACGUUUUGGCUUCUUUUUUAAUGGUCAAAACAUAGCAUGUAUCCUUUUAUGAUUGUUUUGUGUUCUUGAAGUUUUAAUAACAGCCUUGUUCCUUCCCUUUUGUACAGAAUAAUCUUUAACAAUUUUUAAUGAAAAUUAAUGUAUUACGUUUUACGUCAUCAUCAGUACCCUUUGAGCGACAUACAGAAGAAAAAAGACGUGUUGGACCAUGAGCCGGUGCUAGGGGGCAUUAAAUAUGUUAUUAACUUAUCUCUAAAUUUGCAAUAUAUUCUCUAUUAUUUUAUAUAUUCUGAAACGAAAUUAUUGUUUUUUAUUACAUUUGAUAACAAAUCGUACAAGAUACUUAUACUUCAUGAUGUUUUAACUUUGAUUCUGUGAGGACAACAAUUGUUUCUACUUAUUAUAUUAUUAUGUUUUUACACUACUUUUCACAAAAUAUAUAAAUGACCUGUAACAAUUGUUACUUAAAACAAAAUAUAAUAUAUAUUUUGCUUAAGAUAGGGAAAAAAACGUACAAAUAGUUUUAGUUCAUCAGAUAUUUGUACAUCACAAAUGUUUCCUUUCAAUUUACUCCUGCAUAAAGAGAAAGUUAAUUCACUUAAAGAUAUGUUCUGUAAAAUUAGGCAUGAACACGAGGCCAAAAAAACCCCCGACGAGGUUAAAUAGUCGUAUGGUUCCUCUUUCAGGUUGUUACAGAUUAGAUUGUUAGCGAUUAUUUAUUUUUGCGAAAAUAUUCCCUCGCGAAACUUUCUGAUUUUUUUUCCAGUGAACUUAGCCUCCGAGACAUUUUUUCUCAGAGUAUUUUGUUUCUUUUCUUUUUUAUUGAAAAAGGGCAUCAUUUGACAUUUUUUCAUAUUUUAACAACUUCUUCAUUCAUGUGUCAUUUUAAUAGACUAGAAACUGCUGUAAUAAGAACAACAUAUGUAAGAAUGCUUUGUUUUUUUUUUUUUAAUUUUUUUAAUCUUUGAUACAAAUUUUCACACCUAACUAUAGCUGAUCUAUGUAUUUCAUCAAAAGAUAUGAUAAUUUCAAACUUAAGAUUUAUAUCAUUAAUAUCAAAACAUGUUUAUAAUAUUUUUUUUAUAAUAAUUAUGAUAAAUAAAGGUGUAAGCAUAUGUUUAAAACGUUGUUUCCCUAAAUUCAAAUGUUUCCGAGAUAUCAGAUUAGUUUUAAUUUGAAUAUUUCCUUUAAAAAAAACUUCAAAGAAGACUGAAGAAUGUAAAUGCUCUUCAGUUAUGGAGGAAAUAAGGAAAAUAAUAAUAAUGUUUAUCAUUACAAGGUGAUUAAUGGGAUAUUGAUCGGAAUAUAACAGAACAGAACAGAAUAUUCAGUCUUUCACAUGUACAGCGUAUCGAACAUUGAUAUAAUUUUGAUAAUUUGGCACCGCUGUAAACAUUAUUGAAUAGAAUAUUAAUUGAAAUUGUAGGGAACACAUAUUAGACAUUGAUACAUGUGUAAAGUUAAUGAUUUGGCAUUACUUUAAAUAUAUUAAUUAGAACAUCAAUUGAAAAAUGUAGGGAAAAAUAUCUGGGGCUGAUAUAAAGAAAAUGAUUUGACACUACUGCAAAAAAUAUUGAAUAGAAUAUUAAUUAAAAUUGUAAGGAACAUAGAUCAGACAUUCGUAUAAAGUUGAAUGAUUUGGCACCGCUGUAAAAAAUAUUUUAGAAUAUUGAAUAGAAUAUUUAUUAAAACUGUAAGGAACAAUAACCAGUGUCAUACAUGUUCAUGGUAGAACAACAAAACAAAAUAAGCAUAAUAAAUUUAUGCAGGGUUUUAUUUCAUGGUGAUCCACCGUUUAAAUGGCUUCAUUAUUAAAAUGUUUAAGUAUUACUACAUAUUUGAAAUUUUUCACAUGCCAUAUCUGUCUGACUUGCUUUCCCUUGGUCAUAAAGCGUAAGAUUUCAAUAGUUCAUGGAAAUUGGCGAAAUAUGCCGAAUUUUCACGAACAUAUUACUGUGUAAAACGACAAAUAUUUUAAUAAAUCAUUGAUAUUUAAAAUUUAUCUUCGUCAAAAAACAGGUACGUUAAUAUACAUAUCUACAUAAAAGGUUAAUUUGGAAAAAAAGGUCUUUAUAGUUGAAUUUCGGACAACUUUCGAAAAAGGAAAGAAUAGAGAUGAGAACAAUUAUUUCUUUUAAUUUGGGACAGAAAAAUACACUUAUACUUUUAACUAUAUGGCACAUAUUGGAAAUGCAUUGAUUUAAAUACUAUGAGUUGAAUUUUCCAUGAAGAAAUAGCAAACUUUGGGCAAAGAGCAACAUUUAUGCUCAUAAAAUUGAUGAAUAAGAAACAAAGAAUAAUAUUUUAGUUAAGAAAGAUAAAUACAUCUUGAAUAAAUUAUAUAUAUUUAUAUUUUUACAAAAGCUAACUAAUGAUUUUGUUUAACUUUGAAUAAAUCUUAAUUUCUA
Ruditapes philippinarum (Manila clam) is the source of this 5588-nucleotide messenger RNA. RefSeq lists its product as uncharacterized. The transcript is spliced from 11 exons. The coding region runs from base 402 to 1670 and encodes 422 amino acids. Lineage: Eukaryota; Metazoa; Mollusca; Bivalvia; Venerida; Veneridae. The record is from RefSeq and is a predicted model, not a curated record.